Messenger RNA from Tachysurus fulvidraco (yellow catfish), 3068 nucleotides. RefSeq names its product OAF homolog a (Drosophila) (gene oafa). The coding region runs from base 400 to 1200 and encodes 266 amino acids. The record is from RefSeq and is a predicted model, not a curated record. The transcript is spliced from 4 exons. Lineage: Eukaryota; Metazoa; Chordata; Actinopteri; Siluriformes; Bagridae.
GAGGUGUAGGAGGAGGAGGAGGAGGAGGAGGAGGAGGUAAACAGAAACUACAACUGAAGUAAGCUUGAAGCGCAGUUAGUGUGAGCUGCCACUCGCGUAAGCAGCGUGUUUGCUUUCAGUCACGUCCUUCUCACAGCUCACCGAGUCAAACGCUGAGAUUCAUCGACAACUUCUUUGUUUGUUUACAUUAUAGACGGAUGGUUUCUGUCAUUCCGGCACGAGAACAUGGAUGAAAAGCUUUAAGAAAACCCCUGUGAGGUUGUUGGGGUUUGUGUGUAUGUGUGUGGGAACUCGGUGGAAUGAGGCGAAUCGGUUCACCGCCGCUUCACUCGGAGACGGUUCUGUGGCUCGUCUCUGUGCGCUUUGCGGUUUGAGUGCGCGUUUUCGCUUCGUUUUGGGAUGUUUGCGCGUUCAUUAGGAGUCAUCUUGUUCCUCUGGGCUUUAGUGCUCAGAGCUGGUUUGUGCUCCGAGCUAAAAGUAAGGGUUCGACUCUCUAAUGGCCAAAUCGCUGAAGAGCUGCUGGAGGCGGACAGUGACAGAGACUCCAUCACAGUGGAGUACCGGCAAUCUGAUGGCACACUCAUCACUUUCGUGGCAGAUUUUAAACAGGAUGUGAAGAUCUUCCGGGCAUUGAUUCUAGGAGAAUUGGAGAGAGGGCAAAACCAGUACCAGGCACUGUGCUUCAUCACACGCCUCAGCCACAAUGAGAUCAUCUCCAGCGAGUCCAUGGCCAGACUCCGGCAGAAAAACCCAUACACCGUAAGAACGGCGGAGGAGAAGAAGCCAACAGAGACGCUCAGCAUGAACGUGGCGGUUAACGUGAUGCUGGCAUGGCAGCUGAGUUCCCUCGUCUACAACACAUGCAGUGUGGCGCACGACGCCGUGUACACGCGUGAGACCGACAUGCACCACUGGCUGGACACAGGUAUUGAGAGCUCCGUGUUUGAGACUCUACCGCAGGCUGUUGAGGUUCCUGGACUGAAGAGCUGCCGCUCCGUGACGGAUCUUUGGCAGGCCUGCUCCUGCAGUUACAGCAUGAGGCUCGAGUGGUACCCAUGUCUGCUCAAGUACUGCCGAAACAAGGAUUCCUCAGGACACAGUGCCCCGUACAAGUGCGGCAUCAAGAGCUGCAGCAAAGGCUAUGACUUUACAUACUACACGCCUCAUAAACAGCUGUGUCUGUGGGAGGAGGAGACUUAGCGAUGCAUGCUCAGCUUCACAACGCCAAUUUUUUUUUUUUUUGUUCACUCUUUGUUUGAGCCCCGAGCUAUUUGAACUCAACUAUCCAUGCUUGAGAGUAUGCAUGACAUAAUCUUGCAGAAAACAUAACACGAAGAACAGCUUUGUUUCUGUGAGUUCUUGUGAAAUUUCAGCAGACUUUUCAAAAGGUUUCACUACGAUUAACGGAUUAACGGAGGUGGAAGGAGCGUCUACAGAACCUGCCGAUCCACUUCCUGUAGACCAAGCAACUGUGAAUCAAGUGAUAGUCUAACAAGCUGUAAUCUGUUGAUUACCAAAAACAUGUUCAGCAAGGAUUUUCUGUUCACUAUGUCUUCUAAUUUAUUGUUUGCUAUGGGAAAUUAUUGAAAAAAGCACAAGUCUAAUUUACAUGUUCGAAAACAUGUUCCUCACUUUUUUUUUAAUAAGUAUUUUGUUGCCCUUAGGUAUCAUGAUCAGACUGAUGAUGUUAUGAAGAAUUGGGAUAAGAUUUCCUUUGCUGAUAUUUCAGUGCAGUAUGAAACACUAUCUCACUGUUGGGUUAUAACUGUUUGUUUCACUCUUAUUAAGUUCUGCGUAUUUUAAAGAAAAAUCCACCCUGAACAACUUGCCUUUUAACCUUUACAAUUAACCUGUGACCUCCUGAGUUUAGUUAAAUGGCUGCAUCAGCCACAAUGCUGUUCAAUUACACCAAUAGUCGUGCUAAAAGGAUUAGUCUGCAUGCCUGACUAAGGAGAGCAUUGCAGUAGUGCUUUAAUCCUUUUAGCAUGUGGAGCGGUCUCACAUCCUCCUAACAGAUGCUAAUACCAUCGUCAUCUACUAGAUCGAUAACUGGCCAAGCUUUAUCUCGGCAUAAGUGUGUCAUGAUAUAGUAUAAUAUAGAUGCAAUACAUUCUGGAACUUUUGAGUCUAGCAUUUGCUGUCUCUAAUAUUGCUAGGAUGAUUUUCAUAUUAAUACGACAUAAAUGUCACUGGAAAAUGGCAGAUUGGGAAAAUGCUCUUUAGGAGAAAUUUCUCAGCAAUUAAACACUGUUAUAGUGUCUUGCUAAGACGUCAUAGCAGGAGAUUAUUACUUAUUACUAAACUAUCCAAAAAUACAACACUAACGAAUGAAUUGGCACUGAAUAACAAACCCAAUCAGAUUCUAAAUCUAAACAUAUUUCAGGGUAGAGUUUUUCUUACUGUUUAUUUUUGUUAUUAUUAUAAGGUUCUUGGAAAUUAACAUCACCAGUAUUUUAAUUUUCUUACAAAAACCCAUUUUGAUAUGGGAAGCAUUUUUGCCCCCUAACUAUUCAUUUAGUAGCCAUGAUUUCAAGGAUAUAUAUCUGCAGUGUGUUCAAAACAGACACCAAUAUUGUAUUCACGGUUUUCCACCCAACACCGCCACCUCGUGGUGAUUUUGUUUUCAACAAAACACAACAGUUGAUCCCCAAAUUACCGCAAGUGUUCUUGCUUAAUAAACCGUUAUAAUCAAGCCAGCACAUGUUUAACUAUUAUCAAGCAGGACCAAAAAUAAUAUUGUGCUGAGAGAGCUUUGAUUUAGCAAAGAAUUCAUUCUCUUAAUUUGCAAUUGUAUUUUUCUAUAGAAAUGUGUUAAUUGUUUACUGUACUAAAACAACUGAUUCAGUUAAUACAAUCUCUUGCAAAAAAGUAAGGCAAUGAGAAAUUCUCAAUGCCAAAUUAUACCUGCCCAAAUUUAAUUAUGGGUAUUUAAAGUGCCUUGACACAUCAGUGUUUACUGAUUUAUUUUAUAGGUAGAUGUUAUAGAAUUGUGUAAAAAAAUAUUUUUUUACGAAAAUGUUAAAUGAGUAUGAAGUAAUAAUUUGAAAUAAAAUCUAUGUUCCAGAAAA